AUGCAUGCAGGUCGGAAUGCAUCGGAACCUGGGCUAAUAAAAGUACAAGAAGAGAUAAAAAGUGGAAAAAAUGUGGCCAAAAUAGUAAGAAAAUUAUGUGAAGAAAAUAAUCUAGAUCCAAAACAAUGUAGAUUUUGGCUUAUUGACAAUAUGGUGUAUAUGUCAGAAAACAAAUCAGGUGCUAUUGUUAAAUUUAAUAGGCAAACUAAUACAUCUUUAUUUAGCAUUCCAUAUAGCCUACAUGUAUUACAAAUAGCUUUAGUUGCUUUCAAAAAUGCUCUAUUUAGAAAGCUAAAUAUCAUGUCGGGAUUGUCUUUAUGA
Messenger RNA from Dentiscutata erythropus, 321 nucleotides. NCBI's taxonomy places the organism in Eukaryota, Fungi, Glomeromycota, Glomeromycetes, Diversisporales, Gigasporaceae. The record is from the annotation of a GenBank genome assembly.